UUCUAUGAGCACCCAAGGUACAUGGAAUUGUUACUGCUGUUUAAUCGCGAUCGAUACUUGUUUGUGAAGUCCAAUGCUUCUCAGAUUCUAAGCGAUGCCCUUCUUCUCACUGGGAUUUUGGACACCUACAUUCAGGAACUCAUUGUGAGGAUAAGCCUACAAGCUGUUGAAAUAUGGACAGACAGAGACAAAAUUAAGACCGACCAUAAGCAUAUAGCUCAGAUUUCAGAUGAGUUUGCGAUGUACAGACUCAACCACCUUUAUAAGCGGAUCCAAAGUGAUUGGGCACAUUUGUUUAUACAGAAAAAGCAUUUUGAUGGGUAUGGAAUGUCCCUCGGAGGGACAUGUACUGUGUACGCAGGAUCCACCGUUUCAUAUCCUGGCCUGAAUAUCCUGGGACCGGCCACCUGGACAGCUCAUGAAAUAGGCCACAGUUUUAGAAUAUUUCAUGACAAAAAAUACUGUCAUUGUAAUGGUAGAUACAGCUGCAUCAUGGGCACUGGGCGUAGUGGGUUCAGUAACUGCAGUAAAGCCGAUUUUUUUAUAGCUUUAAGUGCAGGAUUAACUUGUAUGACUAAUAUCCCAAUAAUAAAUUAUAUGCCGGAUACCUGUGGAAACGGAAUUGUGGAAGGGGAUGAGGAAUGUGACUGUGGCACAAAAGGAGACUGUGAUAUAGACAAGUGCUGCGAACCAGGUUGUAAGUUGAAGCCUGGUGCCAACUGCAGCAUUGGUCUUUGCUGUCAUGAGUGCCAAUUUCGCCCAUCUGGAUAUGUAUGUAGGCAGCAAGAAAAUGAAUGUGACCUUGCAGAGUAUUGCGAUGGGACCUCACAUUUAUGCCCAAGGGAUACUUAUAAACAAGAUGGAACCCCUUGCAAAUACGAAGCCCACUGUUUUAGGAAGGGGUGUCGAUCCAGGCUUAUGCAGUGCCAAGGAAUUUUUGGACCUGAUGCUAAGGACGCUCCUAUUCAGUGCUACCAAGCAGCGAAUUCGGAGGGUGACCAAUUUGGUAAUUGUGAAAUUGAGAAAGUUAGAAUAUACAAGAAGUGUGAGAUCAAAAAUGCAUUAUGUGGCCGAAUACAAUGUAUAAAUGUCAAAUUGGUCCCUGAUAUGCCAGAUCAUAGUUUAAUAAUUAUCACUCAUCUGAAGAAGGAAAAUCUUGUGUGUUGGGGCAUAGGCUACCAUCAAGCAAUGAGACCCCUGGGGAUCCCUGACCUGGGUGAGAUAAAUGAUGGCACCAGCUGUGGCCAGAACCAGAUAUGUGCGAACAGAACCUGUGUGAGUGACUUGUUUGUGAAAUACGACUGCUUGCCUGAGAAGUGCAACCGCCGAGGGGUCUGCAACAAUAAAAGGAACUGCCACUGCAUGUACGGCUGGGCCCCUCCGUUCUGUGAGGAAGAAGGCUAUGGAGGGAGCAUCGACAGUGGGCCUGCAGGACCACUGCUACUUCCAGAGGUAAUGGCCUCGUCAACGCAUGUUGUGACCAUAAUGUUCUUACGACUUGUUUUCUUACUCUUCUCGAUGAUUGCCGUGUUUUUCUUGCGAGAGAAACUCGAAAAGAAGGAACCCCCCCCCCCAGAUAGCAGUAAAGACGGAGACCCCAUAGAGACGUGA
Messenger RNA from Echinops telfairi (small Madagascar hedgehog), 1611 nucleotides. Its product is annotated as disintegrin and metalloproteinase domain-containing protein 30-like. The transcript has a single exon. The record is from RefSeq and is a predicted model, not a curated record. Gene Ontology annotation, molecular function: metalloendopeptidase activity. Lineage: Eukaryota; Metazoa; Chordata; Mammalia; Afrosoricida; Tenrecidae. Gene Ontology annotation, biological process: proteolysis; male gonad development. The annotation marks the transcript as partial. Gene Ontology annotation, cellular component: sperm head plasma membrane; external side of plasma membrane; plasma membrane.